GCACAGGCGCUCCUGUCCUGCCGCCCGCGUCGCGCCCACACGCCAUUCCUCCGCGCACACCACAGCACAGCACACAGCACAGCUCCUCCCCUACCUAUAAGAUAACCCGCGCUGUCGCGCUCCCUUGCCAGUUGCCACCAGCCACUAGGACGUCGCUGCUUCCACGCCUCCUUUACUCCUGCUCCAACGGUGUAUUCCAAGCACAGCGAGAAAGCGGAGACCUUUGCGCGAGUGCGCUCUCGUUCUACCUCCAGCAGCAGCAGCAGCGGCGCCGCAGCGGCAUGCCGAGGAGACGGCACGGAGGGUUCCGGCUCGGCUGGAAGCUGCUCGGCGUCUGGUGCUGGGCGGCGCUCUGCCGGCGCCGCCGCCGCGGCCGCGGGUACCUCCGCCUGCACCCGCGCCAACAAGGAGGAGGCAGCGACAGAUCCCCGCCCCUCCAGGCGGGUGUAGCAGCGGUGUGCGCCACGAAGCAGAAGAAGCAGCAGCAGCAGCAGCGGGAUGACUCUGCCGACUCGCCUCGGAUGCUCACGUGGGGGCGGUCGCUGGCGCGGCGGAUGAGCCUCCUGCGCCGGCGUGCGGGAGAGAAGGGCCGGCUGCUGGACGACGAGGAUGCCGCGGAGGCCACCACGCCCAAGGGGCAGGUGGCCGUGUACGUGGGCGGCGCCGAGCCCGGGGCAGAGUCGAUGCGGUACGUGGUCCCCGUGGUGUACUUCAACCACCCGCUGUUCGGGGAGCUGCUGCGCGAGGCCGAGGAGGAGUUCGGCUUCCAGCACCCCGGCGGGAUCACCAUCCCGUGCGCGGCCUCGCGCUUCGAGCGCGCCGCCGCCGUGGCCGCCGCGGGCGGCGGCGCCGGGAAGAAGGUGCCCGCUGGCUGGUGGUAGUGGUAGCAGCAUGUGGCCCACACGGUGGCCGCUGUACAUACCACACGUGCAUGCCCCUGACCCUCUUCCCCUCAGCGGCUCAGCCUCAGGCAGGAGGAUCCCGAUUCCCAUGGGGAACGAUCCUUCUUCUUUUUCUUUCUCAUUAGUUUGACUCUCUUUUUUUUUUUUUUUGCCCCCUUGCUCCGUUUCCUUGUGUCGACGGUCGAUUGACCAUGUGCAUGAGAUGCGAGGAGGCAUAGUUGUAUUUUGAGAGAUCAGAGAUGAACAAGGCUAUUCUAGGGUCAGCAAGAACAUGUUCUGAUUCUACGUACGUCAGGUGUGUUCUGAUUGUCUUUGCAACUAACCCAUCGACGAUCCAGACCUCCUGUUAAAACUGAUCAGGACAACAAGGCACAAUUAGAUGAA
Zea mays is the source of this 1286-nucleotide messenger RNA. RefSeq names its product SAUR11-auxin-responsive SAUR family member. The transcript has a single exon. The record is from RefSeq and is a predicted model, not a curated record. Gene Ontology annotation, biological process: response to auxin. Lineage: Eukaryota; Viridiplantae; Streptophyta; Magnoliopsida; Poales; Poaceae. Bases 282 to 881 code for a protein of 199 amino acids.